AUGGGGAACUCUGGCUUGAAACAGCAUUACGAGACUGCAAAGAAAACUGGAACAUUAAAACUGUCAGAGAGGAAACUCGACGAAUUUCCACAAAAUCUACUAGCUUUGUCGCCAUUGUUACGCACAUUGGAUCUAUCGGAAAACAAAUUUGUUCACAUUCCCAAUGAAAUUGGGAGUUUUACAUUGUUAAAGCAACUGAAUCUUAAUCAUAACAGAUUGACCACUUUGCCCGAAGCGCUUGGAGCAUUGACCAAGUUAGAAGGUUUAAACGCAAGUUCAAAUCAAAUAAAGAAUAUCCCAUGGUCUUUGUCUAAAUUGACGCGUUUGAAACAGGUCAAUCUGUCUGACAAUCGUAUAACCGAAUUCCCACCCAUGUUUUGCGAUUUAAAAUCUCUGGAUGUACUAGACUUGUCAAAAAACCGAAUUACGACAAUUCCCGACGCGGCUGCUGCGUUACAUGUGGUUGAACUUAACCUCAAUCAAAAUCAGAUAUCGACUAUAUCUGACAAACUGGCGGAAUGUUCGCGCUUAAAAACAUUAAGGCUCGAAGAAAAUUGUCUGCAAUUGAGUGCGAUACCCACAAAGAUUUUGAAAAAUUCCAAGAUCUCCGUUUUAUCGGUUGAAGGAAAUUUAUUCGAAAUGAAACAAUUUGCUAAUCUCGAUGGUUAUGAUAACUAUAUGGAAAGAUAUACUGCAUGUAAACAUGCAAACAAAAUUCUUACUAUUGUGAACAAAAAACAAAUGAUCUUUUCCAUCCCAAAAUGGCGUGUCUGGCCUUUGCUUUCUGAACACAGGAAGAGCUGCUGA
Messenger RNA from Heterotrigona itama, 807 nucleotides. The record is from the annotation of a GenBank genome assembly. NCBI's taxonomy places the organism in Eukaryota, Metazoa, Arthropoda, Insecta, Hymenoptera, Apidae.